Monoraphidium neglectum is the source of this 645-nucleotide messenger RNA. RefSeq lists its product as hypothetical. Bases 1 to 645 code for a protein of 214 amino acids. The transcript is spliced from 6 exons. NCBI's taxonomy places the organism in Eukaryota, Viridiplantae, Chlorophyta, Chlorophyceae, Sphaeropleales, Selenastraceae. The record is from RefSeq and is a predicted model, not a curated record.
AUGCGGACCAACUGGCGGGAUUUGACGGAGCACCACUGUCCCCGCUUUGGCCGCGAGCGUACGGUGGCGAUGCCCAUACUGGAGCCCAAGGGGGUCAAGGGGGAGGUCAAAGACUAUCGGAUCCAGCUGUCGUUCGACGGUGACCGCCUGGUGACGCCUUGGAUCCAGGUCAUGGGCGGCAAGGUGAUGGGCAUGCCACUGGUCAUCGUGCAGCUGCGGCGCGUUGGGGGGGAGCUGAGGGGUGUGCGCGCAGAGGUCAUCCCCCUGCCCGACGAGUUCCUGCUGUCCCACAGCGACAUGUACGAUGACUACGCAAACGCCACCCACUGGCCCAAGCACGUACUGCUGCACUACGACUGGCGCUCCAGCGCUGACGUGCAGUUUGACAACGGCCUCUACGUGAUGCUCGUGACGGGCCUGCUGGUGGCUCUGCUGGUGAGCGUCAACAACCUGGCCGGCCUGAAGGGGAAGCUGCAGGCCUUCCUGCGGGAUGUGGUCGGGGACAGCGACCCCCUGGACCCACUGCUGCCCCCAAGCCUCGCCGGCCCGCCGUCGCGUGGCUAUGGGGCUGCCGUGGGCAACGGGGCCUACGCAGCGGGCGGCGGCGGCUUCGUCGGCGGGGGCGGCUAUGGCGGGUCCGCUUAA